Acanthamoeba castellanii str. Neff is the source of this 1992-nucleotide messenger RNA. RefSeq names its product Chromatin Organization Modifier domain containing protein. The coding region runs from base 1 to 1992 and encodes 663 amino acids. Lineage: Eukaryota; Discosea; Longamoebia; Acanthamoebidae. The record is from RefSeq and is a predicted model, not a curated record. The transcript is spliced from 9 exons.
AUGAAGCCGAAGCUCUACUUGCAGGUGGAGCUCUCGUACUACCAGGAAAGCUUCGUCGAGGAGGAGCUCAACCGAGGGCAAAAGCGUAAGGCCUCGACCAGCGUCAGUCAGCGGGAUUCGCGCCAUGGUGAUGACGAUGAGCAACUCUAUGAAGUGGAGCGGAUCGUUUCCCGACGAAAGAGAAAGGGGCGUGUGGAGUACCUGCUCAAGUGGAAGGGCUGGGACGACUCGCACAACAGCUGGAUCGCUGCGAAGGAGUGCGCGUGCGACGAGCUUGUGGAGGAAUUCGAGGAGAAUGAACGGACCAGCAAGCGACGAAAGCGCGCCAACAAGACGGCGUCCACCAAAGGGAAGGAAAAGAUCAUGGACGAGUCAGACGUAGAAGAUGAAGUGAACGAGAAGAGAGAAGCAGAAGCCAUAAGGAGGGAAGAGGAGAAGGAGCACAGUAACAGAGAAGAAGAGGAACUGAUAGAUCGACGAAAGCGAAGACGCUCGUCUAGUCAACUCAUCGACAGCAUACUGGAGACUCAGCUGAGUCCACUAGGCGACGAAUCGAUUCUGGACGAAGAGAGCGACGCCAGUGCUCAAGACGAUGACUUCCAGUUGGACGAGUCGUUCAUUGCUACUACUACUCGCUCAACACCGGUCCCUCUCUAUUCAUCUUCGUCUUCGUCUUCCGUCCUCUCAACCGACUCCGGCUGCGCCUGCUACACCGAUCCGGCCAGCCCCUUCAUGCUCGUCGACGGCUUCUGCCUUCGACCUCCGCUGAAUUGCACCAUCAAGCGAAAGCGCAGCACUGGCGCGUCAAACACGGGAAGCCACUCGGCCAUCGGUUUGAAGUCACUCCUGAACGCGGCACCACGGACAGGCACCGCGUGUUCGUGUUCGAACACUGCGAAGGCUCCGCCCCAGAAGACUGGCACCGUGACCCAGAUCAUGAGCGGAAAUGGAGGCAAGGACGUGAUGGUGGAUUUGGUCUUUAGGAUUCUCACAACAUGGCAUCGUCACACAUUCUCCAGCUUCGACACGACCGGUUCCAUGUACGACUGCCUGGACGAGGUGAAGACCAAGGUGGAACAGAUCGUCGGAGAUCUGCUGCGCGAUGUGCCAAACAUCCGGAUCGGUCUGAUCGCGCAUGGCGACUACUACGAUCGCGACAAGCUGCUGGAGGACGGCACCCCGUCCUACGUGAUCCGCCACCUCGACUUCUCCAGCAAUCUGCAAACCCUCUGCUCGUUCAUCCACGACACGCGCGAGACCUGGGGCGGCGGCGACGGAGGUGAGUGUUAUGAGCUCGCCCUGUGGCAGAGCCGUCAGCUGUCGUGGCGUGCGGGCAGCACGAAAGCACUGGUGGUGAUCGGCGACGACCUGCCGCACGUGCCCAGCUUCCCCGGCAACGUGCACAGCCUCGACUGGCAGGCCGAGGUGCGGCGCCUUAAGGCCGAUGGCGUGAGCAUCUACGGCGUGCGCGUUGCGGGCGACGAACACUUCACCGCCGCGCCGGCCGAGGUGGAGCGAUUCUACCGCACCAUGGCGCAGACCACGGGAGGCGAGUACCUCACGCUCGACAGCUUCGCCUCCAUCCACGAGACCAUGCUGGGCAUCCUCUACCGCGAGGCCGGCGACCAGCAGCUGGAGAACUGGGUCAAGUCCAACGCCGGCGCUGGCAACGCCGGUGCGCCUGGCGCCCACGUCUUCCUGACCGCGACGAUGAAGGAGCUGACCCUGUCCACCGACGAUCUGAUGCGCAUCCACGGAGCCCUCCACGACAAGGCCGCCCACGAGGUGGAGGUGCACGGCCACCGCCACGCGGUCACGGUCGGGCGCGCCGGCUGCCGGUUCGUGCGGAUCGAGGGCCUCACCUUCGUUGAGCAGAACAAGAACAAGACGAGCCACUACGCCCGCAUGGCCACGCAGGGCAAGAAGAUCACGUGGGUCGUCAAGUGCGGCGAAUGGGGACUCAUCAUCGACGGCGAGGUCGUGAAGAUGUGA